UUAUCCCCCUCUCCCUUCCGUCCCUCCAUACCCACCUCCCAUUAACUCUCUCUCUUUCUCUCUCUACAGCGAGUCACUGAGUGUGCAGCUCUGUGUUGCACAGCUGAGACACUAGUCCAGAAGGAGGAGGAGGAGGAGGAAGAAGAAGAAGAAGAAGAAGAGGUGGGUGCGAUGUUGCUAGGAAAGCGCCCGCGCCAUCGGAUUCGGAGGACGACCAGCGUGACCAGCAUCACCGUCGUCGACCUAGAGGUGGACGACGACGCGCAGGGGCCGUCGGACGCCCGCCAGGACCCUGCCGGUGAGAGCGGUGCGCUGCGAGACGGGGCGGCCCCUCCCGAUCAUCACCACCACGGCGGCGGUGAGAACGUCAGCAUGGACAGCUUCGGACCGUACGACGACCGUCAGAGCAGCUUCCAGGCGCUGGUGUCGCCGAGGAACUACAGCAACGUGGAGGCCGAGGGUGCUCAUUUUCUGACCACCUGCGGACUCUGCAAGCGCCGUUUGUUUCCUGGUCGCGAUAUUUACAUGUACAGUUCAAUCAAAUCUACCCGUCAAAGAAAAAAGAGAGAGAAGAUAACAUGUUUAUCUUCUUUUUCUUAGAAAAAAGAAAGAAAGACUAGCGGUUCGGAAAAUGCUGAAAAACAAAUUCUCUUUUGGGUUGUCUGAGUCUCUGCAUAAUUGCACGUUUGGGACAGGGUUUCAAUCAUUUUUUUGUCUGCGAAAUAUGAUACGCAGGAAAGAGGAGUGUCGAAUAGAAAACGUCCAAUUUUUUCUAUUUUCUUUAGGCAUAAUUUUCUUUGAGUGUCGGAAGGUGAGCCCAGCAUAUUCACAGCAUCAUCUGGAAUUUGCAGGCACUUAGCUAGUGAUCUGGAAUUUAAGCAAAAGAGGGUUUGAAACCUUCAACCUUUUAUUACGUCAUAAAAUGCGACAAUGCAUGUAGAUGUAGAUCAUGUUACCAAGUGCACGGCACUUAAAAUAUUGUACAUCUAAGCAUGGCUUCAAAAUCUAACAAGGCAAAGUCGCGUGUCUUGGAGCAUGUGUAUCAAAUAAAUUCCGUCGCCACGCUCUUUUUUAGGGUAUAAAAAUAUAAAUUCACUGACUGUAGUGGGAUGAACAAAGUCCAAAUUUAAGGAUGCCAGUUAACAAGAUCUUAUAAAGAUUCGUUGCUAUAGCCCCUCUCUCGCGAGAUCGUACGGCAGAACCGACAUGCGUGAAUUCCACACUGACAUUAUUAGAUAGGUGAAAGGUACAGUGGGUUUUGGCGUGGCAUGUUAGGGUUUGGGAACCAUACUAUGGUCUGAAUUUUCAGAUAUCAAUUGUACUGCUUAUUGAGUCUGAUGACUAAUAAAACGAUGGCGUGGCAGGGGAGAUACGGCCUUUUGUAGCCAUGAGUGUAGGGAACAGCAGAUGAAGCAGGACGAGAA
Molecule: messenger RNA, 1424 nt
Organism: Syzygium oleosum
Lineage: Eukaryota; Viridiplantae; Streptophyta; Magnoliopsida; Myrtales; Myrtaceae
Product: FCS-Like Zinc finger 7
Exons: 2
Coding region: 172-600 (142 amino acids)
Source: RefSeq, a predicted model, not a curated record